Molecule: messenger RNA, 639 nt
Organism: Cetraspora pellucida
Lineage: Eukaryota; Fungi; Glomeromycota; Glomeromycetes; Diversisporales; Gigasporaceae
Source: the annotation of a GenBank genome assembly
AUGGCUAGGAGUUUGGAAAAAUCCAACCUAAAUACCUUAGCAAAUGCAAGCAGAACAGUAGGUUUUAAUGAAAACUUUAUUUGUAAGAAACCUCUGAAAAAAAGUCAAGACCAAGAUAAAAUUAAAGAAAAAGUUAAACAUGACAAACAACCAAAACAAACAGAACAAGUGCUACAAAAUAGUCAUGUGAAAUACGAUAACAAGAAGACUCAAGAUACAAGUCAUGUGACUAAUGAAGCAGCAGAAUUUAGUACAAAAAACCCUUACACUAAGGAACUUAGUCUAGGAAUGAACCUUAAUGAUGAGAAAGUAGAGCAACCAAAAGCAGAAAUUGAAGCCAAUAAACAACCAAGAACAGAAACUGAAAUAAAUAAUAGUGCUAAAAGCACUCAAUUCAUGCUUUCAGAGGAAACUAUACAAAAGAAAAUUGCAUUAAAUACACAAGAAAUAUGGCAAGAAAAUAGGCUACAUGACCCAAUGGCAUCUUUAUACAAUGAUAUGCCAAUGAUUAUGAUGUUGACAAACACUAAACAAGAAGAUUCUGAUGGGUUUAAAGUAGUCAUCUCUAAGAGAAAGCAUAAACUCAAAUCCAAAAUAGCUAUCUUAGAGGAAAACAAAUUUAAUAAGUUAAACUCAAAG